GGAAGAAAGGCGUGUCUCUGGGAGAGUUGCAGGCGAAGCAAGCGUCAGGCUGAGCAGUUUCUUGCUGGCUCGGGCGCUCGCCUGUCUUCCUUCUUCCGUCGCCUUCCCAUGGAGCGGAUCGCCUGGCGGGGGCUUCUUCCUCUGUGCCUAUAGCCGGGACUCGCCUGCCGCCGUCGCACGUUCUUUUCCUCGCUCGCUGCUGCAGCUUACCGGGCCGCCAUGGGAGACGUGAUCUCCGCACACCUGGACGAGGGCCGCCGCCAAUUCAUCGCAGAAAAGACUGGCAAAGUGCUUGCAGAUUUCUCUCGGUUCUAUGAGGAGCAAUAUGGUGUUGCGCUCUUCAACAGUGUCCGUUAUGAAAUUGAAGGUGGCGGAGGACCCCAGCCACAGCUCCUGCACCGCAAGGUUCCACUAGAGGAUCGCACCAUCUUCUCGGGAAACCUUUUCCAGUACAUGGAAGAAAAUAAGAAGUGGAGAAACCGCUAUAGUGUUGUGCCACACAAUUAUGGGCUGGUGCUCUAUGAAAACAAACUGGCUUAUGAGAGGGGGCUGCAGCCCCGAAUUCUAAUCAACAGUGCUGGGUACAAAAUUCUCACCUCCGUGGAGCAAUAUCUGGAACUGAUCAACAACAACCUGCCAGGUCCUGCACCCAAAUCUGGCAAUGCCACCUUACUGAAGUGCCCCACCCAGUUCCCACUCAUCCUCUGGCAUCCUUAUGCCCGGCACUACUACUUCUGUGUGAUGACCGGCAAGGAACACGAGAAGUGGCGGGCUGUCUUCCAGGACUGUGUGCGGCACUGCAACAACGGAAUCCCAGAGGACUCCAAGGUUGAAGCUCCUGCCUUCACGGACGCCGUCCGCAUGUACCGCCAGUCCAAGGAGCAGUAUGGCACCUGGGACAUGCUUUGUGGCAAUGAAGCACAGGUCUUGAGCAACUUGGUGAUGGAGGAAAUCCUUCCUGAGCUGAAGAACAUGAUCGGCCCUCGGCUGAAGGGCAAAGCCCAGGAGAGGCACAGGGUUUGGAUCCAGGUCUCUGAUGCUGUGUAUAGGAUGGUUUACGAGCAGACGAAAGCCAGUUACGAUGCAGCUGUGACAGCCUGUGAGCAUCAGCGUCCCCGCAUGCAGAGCACUAUCCGCACAGAUAUGGACCAGAUCAUCCAAUCCAAGGAGCACUUGGCCAGCAAAAUUAAAGCCUCUGUCCUUUCCAAAGCCGAGAUCUGCGUGCGCAACCACGUCCAGCCUUACAUCCCUUCUAUCUUGGAGGCGCUGAUGAUUCCCACCAGCCAGGGCUUUGCCGAGGUGCGAGAGGUCUUCUUCAAGGAGGUCACCGACAUGAACAUGAACAUCGUCAAUGAAGGGGGAGUGGAGAAGCUGGGGGAGUACAUGGCCAAGCUUUCCCAGCUGGCUUUCCAUCCAGUCAAGAUGCAGUCCUGCUACGAGAAGAUGGACCAGUUGAAGCUGGAAGGGCUACAGCAGAGAUUCGAUGUGUCCAGCGCCUCCGUCUUCAAGCAGCGCGCCCAGAUCCUGAUGAGGCAGCAAAUGGACGAUGCUGUUUACACCUUUGAGACUCUUCUUCAUCAGGAGCUGGAGAAAACAACAGACAAAGAUGAGCUCUGCAAGACGAUCCAGCGCAUCCUGGAGCGGGUGCUCAAGAAAUAUGACUACGACAGCAGCACAGUGCGGAAGAAGUUCUUCCGGGAAGCCCUCCUGCAGAUCACCAUCCCCUUCCUGCUGAAGAAACUGGCACCCACUUGCAAGGGGGAUUUAUCGAAAUUCCAGGAGCUGAUUUUUGAAGACUUUGCCCAGUUCAUACUGGUGGAAAACACAUAUGAGGAGGUGGUGCUACAGUCGGUCAUGAAGGACAUCAUGAUGGCCGUGAAGGAGGCCGCGGUGCAGAGGAAACACAACCUUUACCGCGACAGCAUUGUGAUGCACAACAGCGACCCCAACCUGCAUUUGCUCGGGGAGGAGAAGCCCAUCAACUGGGGGGAGGAGUACGGCGGCCAGCCGGACUCAGACCCUUCGGACGAAAAACAGCGCCGGGCCAAGCAAGUGGUGUCAGUCAUCCACGUCGAGGAAGGGGCCUUGCCUUACGAUGUCACGUCUCUGGAGGGAUCCCCGGAACCGACGGAGCCGGAAGAACUGGGCCGCUCCCCGAGCUCUCCCACGCAGGGCUCUCCCAGCAGCAUGAAGGAGCUUCGUGGGAUGCUGGUGAAGGAGUUUCAGGUGGAGGCUCCGGUCACAGUCAGCGAGAAGGCAGAGGAGCAGCUGAGCAACGGCACUGUCAUUCAGGAGAGCAAAGAAACCGUGAAAGAGAAAGAGGAAAAAGCGCCAGCAGAGGGUUGCCCUGCAGAAUUCCCUGUUGCUCCGCAGAUUGAGGAAAGGGAGGUCGUCGCUACCACACCGGCCUCUCCUGCCAAACUUCCAUCCCCGGCACCUGCUGGGGAAGUCCAGAAGGACUGCCUUCAACCCAGCGACAAGGAGAUGGGGGAGGAGGCAUCAGCCCAGAGCUGCGAGGCGGAAGCGGAGCCUCCCUCGACAACUAGCGGCGGGGCUGCAGAAGACAGCGAGGGGGUGCAGACUGAGUUCUAAGCCAGGCCCCCCUCCCGCCGGAGGAUUUCUCUCAGCCACGUUAGCACCAAAGGCAGACUGGAGUUGGUGACCCUGUGGGGUGGGGGGCUGGGGGGGCGGGCAAGGGUAGGCGACGCCUCGGCGUGGUCCAGCAGCAUCCGUUUUGCGAUGUGGUCCAAGCCCUCUGGGAGGGGUGCUGCCCUUGGGAGGGGGAGGGAAACGAGGACGGAGUCCCCAAAAUGAUCGUGUUUGCUGCAAGGUGCUCCAGCUGCCUCAUGGGACCAGGCUGUUGCUGACCCUUCUGGGCCUCUGUAGCCCUGAAUAGAUUGCUUUCCUGCUCCCCUUCUUUGUACCUUUGUUCUAAUUGGAUUCUUUCAAGUCCCCCGCCACUACUGAUGCUUGAUCUCGGACUUCAAGAAUGCUUGGAGCAGCAGAGCAGUGUGGCAGCCAGAUCUCCAUCUGUACAGCAAAUAUUUUAAUGUCUGCAUCAAUCUGACUUGGUCUCGUAACUCAGUCCUAUGUAACUCCACCUGGGUCGCUCUCUUAUGGACGGUAGAAGCUGAUUUAUGCAAACAAUUCUUUUGUCUACAGGGAUGGGGGAGGGGGACUUUGUCUCCCUCCUCCCGGCCCCUCCCCACAUGCUGCAAUCUCAUACCCCAGCUUUCCCUGGACCACAGAAUCCAGGUGCCUUUUGUGGCAGUUUUGGGAAACUCAGAAGCAGCAGAAGCAGGAUUGCCCAUCCUGCCUCCCUGUCCAAAGUCCCCCCCCCCCCCCGGGGGUGAGUAAAGAGCCCCAAUGAAAAGAACGUAGCAAGUGAAAUGAGCAAAAUCUAACUUUGAAAGAAGAAGCUUAAGAUUUAAAUGACCGCAGGAAACGGAUGUGAUGUUGGAAGGAGAGGUGAGUAGGAAUGAGGAGGCUGCAGAAUGGAUCUUUUUUUUAAAAAACCCGUGAGCAUCGUGGGGCUAAGUCUGCAUACGAAGCCAAGCGUGCUCUGGAUAUCCUCAUAUAUUUACAAGCCACAAAACGAUACCCGCUGGUUAAUGCAGGGAGGAUGCUUGCGUGUAGGUUUCCCCCACUCUGUUAAUGCUUAUUUGUUUUGCUAGAAACCCUGCAGGUCUUCUGCGGUUUUUAAAAAGAUGAGUGUAUUGGAACCUUUCCAUUAAUGCACUAGUGGGGGGGGGGGUGUCACAUUUGAAGCAGCCCGCUAAGAUGACGUACAAAGUUGUGUGUGUAUGUGUUCAUUAAGUGUGUAAUUCUGGUCCGAAGGGAUUGCUGAAUUGUAUUUGCCUUUGGGCCCUUGUAGGGCUACCAGUGCUGGCUCAUUUUGGAAGAAAAUAAUGCAUUUCCUGCAUUGGAAAUGUCCUGGAGGAUGCUACAGAUUUACUGCUAAAAAACUCAGUAAUAUUUGAGAAGGAGGAAUGAAGUUCAGAGAUGUUGGCUGAUGUUUUUGGAUAGAACCUCAUUCUCACAUGUUCCUAGAUUUUGGAUGGCACCAUCCACUUUCUUUCCUGUAUUUUUUUUUUGUUUUUUGGUAGAACAAUUUGGAUAGAUCCUCCUUUUUUCCUACCCGUUCUGUGGAAUGGAUAGCCAACUGCAAGCUGAAUAAGCCCUAAAUUUGCCAACCAGUUUAAUCCACGUUUUACCUCAUGUGGGGCCCCGGGGGGGGAGGGGUGUGGGGUGGGGAAUCUGGAUAAAAACCAGCUUCUGACCUGUUGUUGCUCCCUCCCCCAGUUAAAUGCUCAAGACUUGCUUUUAUGUUACGCUGCGCAUCCUAUUGCUUUCUGCACCUCCUCUUGAGUUUUGAGGCCAUUUCCAAGGUUUUCGGUAAGCAGGCCGAUGAAAGGAGAUUGAAGAAUCCAAGUCGGGGAACCUCGUCUCAAGAGGUGCUUCAGACAUCUCCACCUAAAUAGGAUCCAAAUAUAGGACAAAACUCCCAGAUGUAUUCCAGAGAGGUAACAUGUCAUUGCCCCUGAGGUGACAAUGGCUGAUUCAGCUGUAAGAGAACAUGGUCAUGUGCUGCGUCUUUCUACAGGUGUAUUUUGGGUGGGCGAAGGAGUUGUACAGUAGCCCCUUAUGGAGCUGCGUGUCUGGAGGCUGACCAGGGAGUUGGAUUUGUGUGAAGUUGUACAACUGGGAUUUGGGCAGGGCAAGCUGGCCCAUCGGUUCAGGGCUGACAGCUGAAGAGGUUGCUAUUGUCUGCCAUGCCCUACUUGGCAUAAGGGGAAAGCAAAGGACAGAUGUACCCAGGUGGUCCUUUCUGAAAUAGCUUUGUUUGGAUGGCUGCAGAAUGACUUGGGUUGCGGCCCAAUCCUCACCCUCCCCAUCAAAGGCUUCUAAGGGAGCCGGACCCCUGUUCUGCAGUGUUGGGGGUAUAGGCCUAGAAAAAUCAUCCCUAGAAACAAGGUCAGAAGGCUUGGCAAAAUAGGUAUCUCCACCACGUGGCAGCAUUAUAGAACCUUCUGGUGCCAUGGGAAACGGGCUGUGACCCGAGCUGCCUUCUUUCUCUCUCUUUCGUUCCCCUCUCCCCAUCAAACUAGGGUAGAAUUCCAACUUCCAGAUAACUUUCUCAGUGUUUUGUGACUUCUUUGCUGAAAACGGUUGGGGCUCUGGGCAGAGGGAAAAAGGAUUGCUCAGGCAGGCUCCCACCUCCAUUUAAAAAAAAGAAAAGAAAAAAAAAGUGCCUUAAUGUUAAGAACCAAAGCCUCUUUUUCUCUUCCAAGAUAGUUUAUUGCAAAUGUUAUACCAAAUGUUUAAAGAAAAGUGCUUAUAUAUUAAUAAUAAAACCCAGCUUUAUUUAAUGUCA
Molecule: messenger RNA, 5374 nt
Organism: Heteronotia binoei (common prickly gecko)
Lineage: Eukaryota; Metazoa; Chordata; Lepidosauria; Squamata; Gekkonidae
Gene: NIBAN2
Product: niban apoptosis regulator 2
Exons: 14
Coding region: 220-2592 (790 amino acids)
Source: RefSeq, a predicted model, not a curated record